Truncatella angustata is the source of this 3783-nucleotide messenger RNA. Its product is annotated as CNH domain-containing protein. Gene Ontology annotation, molecular function: guanyl-nucleotide exchange factor activity. The record is from RefSeq and is a predicted model, not a curated record. The transcript is spliced from 4 exons. Lineage: Eukaryota; Fungi; Ascomycota; Sordariomycetes; Amphisphaeriales; Sporocadaceae. Gene Ontology annotation, biological process: intracellular signal transduction. The coding region runs from base 1 to 3783 and encodes 1260 amino acids.
AUGGCUGACUACUACGACCAACGCCGGGGUCAUGGCCACUCGUCUAACAACCAACGGGAUGCCGCCUUCUCCAACAUCUUCGGUGCAGCUCCCCCGCCAGGCCGCUCGCAAACCAUGACAUCUUCCUCCGGUGACAUGCCCUCGUCUCGCCCCAUGCAGCAGGACGGCAGAACCUCAACAAUGUCGUCGACCAUGUCUGGCAUGUCCUCAAACGACAUGCGGCGGCAACCUCCACCGAGGCCCCAGCAGCGUGGCUACGACGAACAAAUGUCGGGUAGGACGCGGACGAUGGACACGAGCAUGGCAAAUGGAUACUACCAGAACCAACGAAACCCAUCAGGCGGAUAUCCACCUCAACAUCAGCAUGCGAGAGGCCCGAUGCCUGGCCCUGAUAGGAGACCAUAUCCCGGACCACCGCCACAACAUGGAGGAGCAGGAGGAGGACCGCCACCACCAAGGUUCGACUCUCGAACGGCGACUAUGCAAAGCUCGAGUGGUUAUGGUCCGCGUGCACCAGCCCAGAGGUAUUAUCAAGGAGCGCCUCAGCAGCCAGGCGCUCCAACUGCUUCAAGAGAGGACCCUUACAGAUCGCAAUCCAUGGCGAGCAUACAACGACCAAAUAUGUACCAAGCACCCCCUCCACAAAGCCAGCAAACACCCAUGAACAGCUUUAGAGGAGCAUCAGGUCCGGUGGCGCCGGCUUCGCGAACGACAGCACAGGGUCGUAUCGUGCCAGAACGUCACGACGAUCGGUCAAUGUCCAUGACUGGAUAUCCCCCGCCAGAUAGGGAUGCACACCAAACCAUGAGUGGUCGAAUUAUACCAAAUCGCGCCAGAGCACCAUCAAACGAAACCCCCGCGAUGAAUGGCUACGCAAAUUAUAAUGGCUAUACACCGGCUCCGGGUACAGCCACAAGAACUAUGAGUAUGGCCUCGUCGACUGUCUCGACCAUUACCGCAGGCGAUCACAGCCGAACCAUGUCAAUGGCUAGUACCAUUACACCAUCUGAAUCCCCCGGCGACGACCAAAAAGAUCUUAUGCACCGUCCUUCAAUAUCGUCAAGAUCUACGGGCGAGGGCGAUAGGCCACCUACUGCCAAAGUCCGGACGCCGCUUGUAUAUCCUGCCCUGCUAUCGAGAGUGGCGGAAAAAUUCCAACAGAAAAUCAUCACUGGAGACAGGACGAAGAACGAGCUGACCUACAAGAACGCUUUUAGUGGUUCCGAAGCUGUCGAUGUCCUCUCGUACAUCAUCAGGACGACAGACAGGAAUCUGGCUUUGCUGCUUGGUCGAGCUCUUGAUGCGCAAAAGUUCUUCCACGAUGUUACAUACGAGCAUCGUUUGCGUGAUUCUAGCUCUGAGAUGUACCAGUUUAGAGAAACACUGAUGGACGAGCCGGACGACAAGCCCCCGGUCAACGGUGUAUUCGUGUUGCUCUCCGAGUGUUAUUCGCCAACAUGCACAAGGGAUCAGCUGUGUUAUUCGAUCGCUUGUCCACGAAGAUUGGAGCAGGUUUCGCGACUCAACCUGAAGAUGCAGCCUGGCUUGAAGAGGGAGGAUGAUACCGUCGCUAACGAAGACGACAUUGACCAGACCGACGAACAGAAGCUUUGGAUCAACAGCGUGCCAAAGGAGGUGGCCGAGAGUGUUGAUGAUAGGGAGAAGAAGAGGCAAGAAGUCAUGUCCGAGAUAUGUUACACGGAAAGAGACUUUGUCAAAGAUUUGGAAUACUUGCGAGACUUCUGGAUCUUGCCCCUGAGGUCCAAAAACUCGCCCAUCCCAGCUCCAAAGCGGGAGAAGGUUGUCCGGAACAUCUUUAGCAACAUUAUCGACCAUCCAGCCCUGCAUACUGUCAGUUCGAGGUUCGCAAAGGCCUUGACGGAACGGCAGCAGAAGAACCAUGUCAUACCCAAUCUGGGUGACAUUUUCCUCGAAUUUGCGCCCCAAUUCGAGCCGUUCAUCUUAUAUGGUUCAAAGCAACUAGAGGCUAAGUUUGAGUUUGAAAGCGAGAAGGGCAGCAAUCCGUUCUUCUCCAAGUUUGUGGACGAGAUCGAGCGGAGAAAGGAGUCAAGGAAGCUCGAGCUUAACGGUUAUCUCACGAAACCAACGACAAGAUUAGCGCGAUAUCCGCUGCUCCUGGAGAAUGUGCUCAAAUAUACAGAAGAGGGCAACAAAGACAGGGAGGACAUCCCCAAGGUGCUCGUAAUGAUUCGCAGUCUCCUGACUCGUGUCAAUGCCGAGUCUGGCAAGGCUGAGAACCGAUUCAACCUGCGACGCCUACAUGAACAGCUGCGUUUCCGCCCCCAAGACCGUGUUGACCUCAGGCUUACCGAAGAUGGCCGUGAGAUGGUGUUCAAAACUGUCUUCAAGAAGAGUCCGAGUGAUCCUACUGAGAUUACUGCGUUCCUGUUUGAUCACGCAGUUCUUCUGGUGAGGAUAAAAACCCAAGGCAAGAACGAGGAAGUGAAGGCCUACAGAAGGCCUAUUCCCCUGGAAUUACUCUCAAUCAGAGAGAUGGACGAAGUUAUUCCACAGCAUGGCAUGAAACGCUCUUCCUCGAGUUUGAUUCCCCUCCGUGCGGGUAAUACCGACAACAAGAAGACUGAGGGCUACCCAGUCACAUUCCGUCACUUGGGUAAGAAUUUCUACGAGCAGGUGCUCUAUGCGGCAAAUCAUUCGCAAAGGAAGAAGUGGCUUGAAUUCAUCGAUACCGCUCAGCAACGACUACGGUCUAGAGCCGAUUUCUUCAAUGUGAACAAUAUCUCCACGGGAUUCUUUGGUGUUGGCAACCAGGUCAACACAGUUACACCUUGUGAUGGUGGCCGCAAACUGAUCUACGGAACUGACCAGGGCAUCUAUGUUUCGGAUCGAAAGAACAAGGACGCAACCCCCAGACGGGUCAUCGAUGUCCCAAGUGUGACACAAGUCGAUGUUCUCGAAGAAUAUGGCCUCCUGCUUAUUCUCUGCAACAAAACCCUCAUGUCAUACUCCCUACAGGCUUUAGAGCCCAAUGAGCCGGCCCUUUCCAAACGAGGGAAGAAGAUUCAGAGCCACUGCACUUUCUUUAAAGCAGGUAUCUGUCUCGGUAGGCACUUGGUGUGUUGCGUGAAGUCUACUGCACUUUCGACCACAAUCAAGGUGUACGAGCCGAACGAUGCCAUGAGCAAAGGAAAGAAACAGAAGGGCUUUGGUAAGAUGUUCAAUGCUGGGCAAGACGAGCUGAAGGCCUUCAAGGAGUUUUAUAUCCCGACAGAAUCUACUUCGGUUCACUUCCUGAAGAGCAAGCUUUGCGUAGCUUGUUCACGAGGUUUCGAAGUGGUAUCUUUGGAGACUUUGGAGACACAGAGUCUGCUUGAUCAGGCAGAUACGUCACUCGAUUUUGUUGCCCGGAAAGAAGGCGUGAAGCCGAUUCAUAUCGAACGACUCAACGGCGAAUUCCUCCUCAACUAUACCGACUUCUCCUUCUUUGUUAACCGUAACGGUUGGAGAGCGCGGCCAGAGUGGCGCAUUGAUUGGGAAGGUACUCCCCAAAGUUUUGCCCUCAGCUACCCCUGGAUAUUGGCGUUUGAGCCGAACUUCAUCGAGAUUAGAAACAUCGAAAAUGGAGCCGUGCACAUUGUGCCGCAUAAGAACAUCAGGAUGCUACAUAGCAGUACGCAUGAGAUUCUAUUUGCGUAUGAAGACGAAAAUAAUCAGGAUGUUGUGGCAACUAUUGAUUUCUGGAAGAACAACCGGAGAUCAGAAAUGCCGUCCUCGCAGGAAAAGGGGCAAGGUGUUCACUAG